Molecule: messenger RNA, 2630 nt
Organism: Jaminaea rosea
Lineage: Eukaryota; Fungi; Basidiomycota; Exobasidiomycetes; Microstromatales
Exons: 1
Coding region: 77-2419 (780 amino acids)
Source: RefSeq, a predicted model, not a curated record
CUUAGAGGGAAGUCGCCCUUUCUUCUCUUAUCAUCCCAAUCGACUCAUCUUCAAUCCAUCAAUCUACCGGCCCGCCAUGUCCUCACAAGACGAAAGCGUAGCCGCUCAAGCCCAACAGACGGCCGCAUCCACCGCUCAAAAGGUGGCUGACACCGCCGACGCAGCCGCUGGUAGCGCAAUCAAUGCUGCAUCGGACGCUGCUCAGGGGGCGAGCGAAGCAGCCGCUUCUGCUGGCAGCACCGUAGCAGCCAAAGCCGCCACCGCCCUAGGCUCUACAGCAGAGCAGGCCAAUCAUGGCGUCGCUGCAGAGACGGACCACUCUGCCGUACCCAAGGCUGAUGAGAAAGAUGUGCCUCAGCGCGUCCUUGACCAUCCGCAGUUGGGAGACGCACCUAAGGUUGCAGAGGGGGACGAGGUGCGACCUGUUGAGCCUGAGAUUCAAGAUCUCGGCUGGAGCGAGGAUCCUCAUGUUCCCCAGCCAGUCAUUCACGGCAUGACCAAUGAAGAUGUCUGGGUACUGGUACGCCGCUUCAACAAGCAGACCUUCCACAUCAAGGCAGUAGACGAAGAGCCCCACGGCCAACUUGACAUGAACAUUGCGGACAAGGACGAGUUUUUCCCCGACAAGCUACGCUCGACACUGGAGCGAUGCUACACCACUGUAGGGAUCAGCAUGGUCGCUUUGCUCACGCAUGUCGCCCGCCUACGCUCAUGGAAAGAGCUGCGCCGCACCACCCUCUUCGCGGUCAUCUACCUCGUCGCUUGGAUCUUCAACUACCUCAUUCCAACCUUCUCUGCCCUUUUGCUCGUCCUCCUCAUUUCGCCUCGAGCACGUCGAAUCCUUUUCCCUCCCGCACCACUGGCCGCCAUCUCCAAGAAGGGAACGGCGCAAGUACCCAAGGCGGGCCAUCUAGGAAGCGCGGACUCUGCGACUGGGGCAGCUGAGUCGUACAAGGGAGAAGCCGUUGAGCAAGAGGCAAGCAACCUCGUCAACUCCAUCUCUACCGUGGCUGUCUCCACUGCAAUUGGCAAGGGCGCACCGUCGAGCACCGAGCCACACCCAGACGAUGCUGCCGCAGCCGCUGCGGGGGACAAGAGCCAGGCCGAAGCCAAGCAGCUGGAAGACGCGAUUCCCGAUCCAACGAAUGUGGCAACCGCUGGUGCCCAAGCGAAGACCAAGGCGUCCGGGGACAAGAAGCUGGAAGUUGGAGACCACACGGCCGCUGCCGUUGAUCAGGGCGUCUGGGCUAAGCUUCACCCUCUCCUGCACGCUCUCGAGGAUCUCUGUGAUACCUGGGAGCGCUUCGCCAAUGCCCUCUCCCCUACUCCUCCCUUCCAUCAACACAGGCCGCGUCUCUUCCUUGCGUCUGCGCUCGUCUUGCCCCUUUUCCUAGCUUCGCUGUUUAUUACAGUGGACAUGGUAUACAAGGGCACAGGGUUUGGCGUCGGGUUCGGCUUCUUCGGUCAGCCUCUCUUCGACCGCCUCAAGGUAUCCGACGUCAAGCAGUGGCUCGACACGCACUACCCCAACUGGCCGCAGAUGCUCGAACUCCGCAACUCGAUCCUCAAGGGCGUCCCGACCAAUGCUCAGCUCACCGUCACGCUCAUGCGCAUAGCAGAGGCGGCUAAGUCCCCCCUCCCGCCUCCGCCACCAGCUGUUGCGGCGCCCAAGCCAGAUGCGGCUCAAGGGCACGAGAUGGUCGGAGAGCUCCCGCCCGAGUACCAGGAAGAGAUGAAGGAGGCCGCCGCCGAGGGACGCGAAGAUGCCCAGUCUGGCUCUCUAUCCCACGACGAUCAGGAUGAUGACUCGAGCGCGAAGAAGAAGAAAAAGCAUGGCUCCAAGAUCAUCGGCUUCUUCAAAGGGACCGCCUUCGCUGGCAGUGCAACCGUUCUUGGCGCUAACCGUGCUAAGGCCUCAGCGGGCUCUUCUCAUUCGAAGAAUCGCGUAGGCGUUGUCAAGAAGCACCUGCAACAGGAGGCUCGCGGAGAUGGUCCCUCCAGCUUCCGCGGUCGCUACAGGGGUAAGCGAGGCUACGUCGAUGUCAUCACGACGGCGGCUACCCCUUCGUUGUCCUUCGAGCCCGAGUGGGGUGCACACGCCAAGGCGGCUCAAGCAGCCCUAGACGCCGCGGACUCCACUGCCUCUGGUAGGGAUGUCCUUGAGCGUGCACUGGAAGCUGCUCGCCCCAAGGCCCUCUUCUCGAUCCAGGUCGACUCGAUUCGUGAGAUUCGUAAGAUCGGCGGGCUAGGCUGGAAAGCCAAGCUGGUGGUCGGGUGGGCGAUGGAUAGCGAGGUGGCUGAUGGGAUUGAGAUCACGACUGAUGAGGGGGAGCGAUUCAAGAUGACUGCUAUGCCGCGCAGGGAUGAGGUCUUCAACAGGCUGGCUAGUUUGGGGAAGCAGAAGUGGGAGAUCUGGUAGUCGGGCUUAGUGCGCGACUGUCAGACAGUCUGUUAUUCAAUGACGUGGAGAGCUUUUCAUUUGUAUACUGGGCCGCGGUAUUACCUCUUUUUCAAUGCAGCAAAUCGUGCCUCGAGAUCGUCGUAGUCCUUCUGCUCCUUACUUGCCCCCGACGGUACCUCCUUCUUUGUACCUAACGUUUUGUUCGCCAUACUGCUAUCUGCGGCCUCCU